CUUAGUAUUAAUAUGUCUUAUCUUUUCCUUACAUCUAGGACUGAUCAUUUGAAAGGACAUUCGAAGAAAGUUAAAAGACCGAGAUCAAGUCGUCUACGUCUGAGGUUUCGUAUCUCACAUCGAGUAGCGAAAUACUGGAAUUCUCCACCAGAACACCUUCUGUUUAUAUAUUCAAAACGAGAUUGGACAUCCACGGUGUUACAGACUGCAAGAAUUAAUAUAGGUCGAUAGACAUCUUAUUCUUAUUACUGAAGACUGUGGACUGAAGACGAAAUGAACUUGAUAAACCUGCUAUUUUAUCCCGCACCACUUGACUUGUUGCGUUUCUUAUCAUUAUCCAUUUCACAAUAAGUGUAAAGUAAAACUCGUGUGAAUAUUAACUAAAUGUGUUCCGAAUUUCUGAAGGUAUAAAAGCCGUUUGGGAAGUAAAUUAUCCCAGACUUGAAACCAAUUUCACGAGACUAUUUCAACAUACCCACUUGUCGUGGUUACUGAUUCAUGGGCCGAAAGGGUGUUCGUAAUGCUCGCUAUAAAGUUAAAAAUCGUACAAGGGAUAUCGACCAGAUAUCUAGUGACCUCAAAGAGGAAAAUUUUGCUAAACGAGUUAGUGAAGCUACAGAACCAGACGAAGAUAAGCCUGGUCUUGGUCAAUUCUUUUGUAUCUUUUGUGACAAGUAUUUUAUUGAUCAGAUCACUCUUGAUCUUCACAAAAAGCAGAAGCCUCAUAAAAGAAGGUUAAAGUCUCUGGAUGAACCUCCACAUACACAAGAAGAUGCAGACCUUGCUGCUGGAAUUCUAAAGGAUGAUUAUAAAAUAUCUUCUAAAAAGCUAUGUAUAUCACCUGAUUUGUGUCAACAGAGCGUACAAUUAAUACCACCUGUUUCAUAUACUUAUGUGGAAUAAAAAUUCACAUUUUUCAGUCAUGAUUCCCAUACUGUACAGUAUCUUGAUUUUACUGUAAUUUUUCUUGUACAGUGGUUAAAUUUUGAAAUUUCAUUUGAAAUACAGAAAUGGAAGUUUGAGACUUAGUAUUGUGAUAAGCGAUGCUAUGUAGAUAACUUUUUGACUUGUCUUGACCAAUUGUAGCUUCCGUUUAUGCGGUAAAAGUUAUGAGUGGUCAUUAUAUAUAAAAUGUGAAAGGAAUUUGCUACGUAAUCUGAGUCGAAUAUUUAUGCCUCGAAGUAGAUCAAGGUGGAGGUCAACUUUCCCUCUUCGCUUUGCUGAAUUCUUUAUGCAUCAAAUAAAAGAAAUAUGUUAUACGUACCAUCGAGAUACUAACAUUCUCAGAUAUGUAUGCUAUAAGUGGUUACAGUUGCCAAACAGUUUGAACAAAUCCCUUACUAGUUAACCAUGAAAUAGAAUUUAUAUGGUGUCUAUUUGCAUUACGUUCAGAAUAAAAUAAUUCGUAACAAUUGAUUAUCAAUAAAAGUCAAAGGUUGUUGAAUUCACCCAGAUAUUCUCAUGUUAACUAAGUAUGUAUCGGUAAUUCAAGACAUCACUAAAGUUCAACUGCUUCAUUAUGUUCCUGAAAUCGAUCAUGACAUUACAUUAGAACGAUUAUACUACUUACAAGUAGUUCAACAAUAUUUGCCAAUAAUAUUGGUCAAUAUUGUGUAUGGCAAGAAAUAAUAUUUAAUCACUUGCCCAGUUAAGCAUGAUUAUUGAUACACAGUUAAAAAGUGAGCUGUUUAAAUUGCUGCUGAUAAAAGAACAUACAAGGAGUAAUUUUUUACCCACUCUAACCUCAUCAACGAAAUAGAUGCUGUGUUUAAACGGCAAAGUUCAAACUUGUCAUUAAACUACUUACACCUAUUUUUAUUCACACGAUCAUAGUGAGAGAAAUCUAAAACGAACACAUACUAGCCAACCAAACUAUAAAUAUACUAACGUUUCUUAUUGUGCUUCUUUCCUCCAUUUACCAUUGUUAUUUGAAAUAUAAUUCGUUCCUGUUCAACCGUAUUCUGAUUUGGGGACUUGUCGAAUGAAUUGGUGUCAAACAAUGCAAUAGAAAUAGCUGGGUCGUAAUAAGAGAAAUUAUAAGAGCACCAAUAUUAAUAGUGAUUAUCAACCUUUUG
Molecule: messenger RNA, 2075 nt
Organism: Schistosoma haematobium
Lineage: Eukaryota; Metazoa; Platyhelminthes; Trematoda; Strigeidida; Schistosomatidae
Gene: BUD20
Product: Bud site selection protein 20
Exons: 5
Coding region: 499-903 (134 amino acids)
Molecular function (GO): nucleic acid binding; zinc ion binding
Source: RefSeq, a predicted model, not a curated record